AAUCAUAAACAAAAAUAGAACUAAUAAGAAGGCUGGGGGCUUUCAAUCAAUGGGUCUAAGCCAAACCUCACUUAAAGGUGUUUUAAGGAAAGGGUAUAAGAUGCCAACGCCGAUACAAAGAAAAGUAACCAUAAUGAUAGCUAUUCCUUUAAUACUUCUAGGAAAAGAUGUCGUUGCAAUGGCACGUACUGGGAGUGGAAAGACGGCAGCAUUUAUAAUUCCUAUGUUAGACAGACUCAAGUACCAUUCCCCCGUAGGACCUCGUGCGCUGAUCUUAAGCCCUACCAAAGAGCUUGCCAUGCAAACCCUUAGUUUUAUUAAGCAGCUUGGCAAGUUUUCCUGUCUCACGGUGGCUGUCAUCCUAGGAGGUGACAAAAUUGAGGAUCAAUUUGAUGCACUCCAUAGAAACCCCGAUAUUAUAGUAGCAACACCGGGACGAUUACUCCAUAUUAUCAUGGAGAUGAACAUAAAGUUAAGCACAAUACAGUAUGUGGUUUUUGAUGAGGGAGACAGGCUCUUUGAAAUGGGUUUUUCAGAGCAACUUGCUGAAACCCUACACCGUUUACCAAAGGCUCGUCAAACCCUAAUAUUCUCGGCCACGCUGCCUCGAGCUCUUGCUGAGUUUUCUAGGGCUGGAUUAAUCGAUCCCGUUUUAAUACGGCUUGAUGUGGAUUCCAAAUUGAGUCCGUUAACUAAGAUAGCACAUAUGAUCUGUUCGGCCGAUCACAAGUUCUCCAUCUUGUUCCACCUCAUUCAAAAUGUGGUACCAGCAAAAGAGCAAAUUAUAGUUUUCUUUGCUACAAAACAUCAUGUUGAAUACGCUGAAAACGUAGGUCCUUUCAUUUACGUGGUUCCAAAAUCCUGUAUUACUAUUUGUGAACCUCCAAAUUUUAGUCGUUAA
Protopolystoma xenopodis is the source of this 901-nucleotide messenger RNA. The record is from the annotation of a GenBank genome assembly. Lineage: Eukaryota; Metazoa; Platyhelminthes; Monogenea; Polystomatidea; Polystomatidae.